This is a messenger RNA of Plectropomus leopardus (leopard coralgrouper), 12202 nucleotides long. NCBI's taxonomy places the organism in Eukaryota, Metazoa, Chordata, Actinopteri, Perciformes, Serranidae. The record is from RefSeq and is a predicted model, not a curated record.
GUUACUACAAAAUGGCUGCAGAGGCUCCGCCGCCAACGAGAACCUCCUGAACGCUUCAUGCUGUGAGAAGAGGCAAAAAACACGAGAAGAGAACCAUUUGAUGGAAGAUAAGAAAAAGAAAAAGCAAGAAGAAAAGAAAAAGAAAGAAGCUGCUCAGAAAAAGGCCACAGAACCGAUAACCAAAGUGCCAGACUCUGCCAAGCUCGACCCCACCCCUCCUCUUCCCCCCGUCAACCCCAGUGCCGUCCCGUCUGUACCCCCAAGCAGUGGCAAUGGCAAGCGCGCCCCCUCUGGAGGUCAGCCGCAGACAGCACAGCAGCCCCAGACUCCGCUCCAGCAGCGCUACCCGCCAAGAGAGGUGCCCCCACGCUUCCGCCAGCAGGAGCACAAGCAGCUAUUGAAGAGGGGCCAGCCUCUUCCCUCUGGGACUCUGCCUCUCACCACCACGGGACGUCCCACCACUACUGAACCUGCAGCAGCAGUAGCCAUACACUCCUCUCCCUCCUGCUCCUCUUCCUCCACAGCCAGCCAGCCUACAGAACUGCCCCCACAGAGUGGCCAGGGAGCCCAGUAUGAAAAUCCCCUCUGGGGACACCCGCCAGCCAACAGGAGUGCCACAAGUGCUGCAUCUUCCACCAAUCUCAGUGGCUGGGAUCAACUGAUCAUUGACCAGAAAGACACAGAGGCUUGGCCUUCUAUUACCCUCAGCCAGAGCCAGGCCCCUCCAGGAGGAUGCCCUUUGGACACUGACCCUGGUCGCCUGACCAGCAGCAGCAGCAGCAGCAGCAGUAGUACUAGUAGUAGUUGUAGUACAGUGAGUAUGGCCACGGGGGCCAAUAGCCAGACUGGCCACUUCCCUGCCAACCACCUUAGCAGCAAGGCCAACAGUGGGCCCAGCCCUGCCAAUCAUACUGGAACCAGCAUGCUCUCUAGCCAGGUUGCAGCCAAUCGCAGCUGGGGCUCUGGGCCUGGACCCUCCCAUUGCACCCCUCAGUCCUCAGUGGGGAGUGAAGGGAAGAGUGACAGCCCAGUGGGGGGAGGAGGCAGUAGGGGCUGGGGAUCUUCUUCAUCAUCCUCCACCACCAACUUUAACUUGAACCUAAACCCUAAUGCCAACCCGUCUGCCUGGCCCAUGUUGGGGCAUGAUGGGGGAGGCACAGGGGGAGGCAGCUCAGGGGGGGCCAACACCAUUUCACCUCCUCAACCUACACCCAACCUCUGCAAUCCAACUGGCCCCCCACCAGCCCAGACCAGCACCUGUACCGGAGCCAACACUAACAGCAACCCCUCGGGGAUCGGCAGCGCCUGGGGUAGCAUAAUGGCCUCUGACACCUCAGAGCCACACCCCUCCCCGUCCACGAAUGUGUCUUUCAGUUCAGAACCUCAGAACCUUAAAACUGAUGGACCAAAUCACACUAAUAGACAGGAACCUCCCAGCCCUAUCCGCAACUUGCCUGGCUGGGGUAAUGCACCUGUAGGCUUGGGUCCCAUGGGCCAGACUCCCCCAGGGGGCCCACAGGUCAAUGGAGAAGAUGGUAGCCCAGUAUGGGGAAACAGUGGCGACUCAAAGGCACCCUCAUCUAAGGAGGCACCUGGCUGGGACUCUGGCUGGGGCCGUGGAGGAGGGGGAACUGGAAACUCUGGAGGCUGGAGUGACCAGUCUGGUGGAAACUGGGGGAAGCAGCGUACUGAAGAGACCCAGGGAGGCUGGGAUGGUCCCAGCUCUCCUCCCCAGGAUCCACAGGCUAGUCCUUGGAACAGAGCUGUGAGCACAGCUGCUGCAAGUGAAGGGAGCAGUGACAGCAUGGACGGACAUCCCCAGCACAGAGAGCCGUCAUCCAGAGAUAAUCCAGCUCCUCUGCUACCUGCCCAGGAUCUGGAUCCCAGGGUGUUGUGUAACACCGGCUGGGGACAGACCCCUGUUCGCCAACACACCUCCUGGGAUAUGGACGAUACUAAACGCAAGAAUGAUGCAGCCGCUGACUCAUGGGGCUCUGGCCCAACCACUCCAAGCGAUAUCCAGGGGCCCUCCAAUGCUAAUAUGGGCCCCUCUCAGAGGACUGACCCUGGGAGCAAAAAUGAUGUGCCUGGUUCUCAGGGAGCUUCAGGUUGGGGUGGAAGCAUAGCUGCUAACAGCCCAGCGAGCUCUGGUUGGGGAGAGCCAUCCAACAACAUGAAGCCCCCAGGUGGUCCCAGUGGCUGGGGGAAUCCCCCUACAGGAGGCCCCACCGCUAGUAUACCCAAGAAUGGGGGUCAAUCCUGGGGAGAGGAAAAGUCAACUGGAUGGGAGGAUUCUCGCAGCAAGGCAGCAUCCCAGGGCUGGGGAGAACAACCCAAAGCAUCCCACAGCUGGGGCAGCAGUGGAGGGAGCAAUAAUGCAGGAGACUGGAGGGAACCAGAAGAGAACAAAAAGAGUCCCACCAACCCAGGAUGGGAGGGAGAAGCAGGAGGCUGGAAGGAAAACCCAAGAGGCUGGGGAAUGUCUUCUUCAGGAUCUGGGAUACCUGCACCUGGAGGAAAUGGGGGCUGGGGAGAACCAGUAUGCCAGCGUCCCAGUGGCCCUCAAGGUUGGGGGGGGAAACCUCAGGAGGGGCCCAGUGGUAGCAGUGGGGGAGGAAGCAUUGGCUCUUGGGCUGGCUCCAGUUCAGUGAAGCAGGGUGGAAGCUGGGGAGGUGGCAAGAAGGAGUCCUCCACUGAGCCUACAGGCUGGGAAGAGCCCUCCCCACCUUCAAUCCGACGUAAGAUGGAGAUAGAUGACGGGACCUCAGCUUGGGGUGACCCUGGUACCUACAGCAAGUCCGUCAACCUGUGGGACAGGAACAAUCCAGGGAUGUCCCAGGCUAAAGUUACCGCUGGAGGCAAUAACCCUCCAGGCCCCAACAACAGCCAUCCCCACUCUCACAAUCACCCCUAUCACGGGCCGCCUACUCCUUUACAGAACCACACCCAAAACUCCCAAAACCCGGGGCCAGCCAGUGGGCCGAUGGAUCCUGUCGUUCAACAUCAGUCUGGGCCAUCUCACAACAGAGGUCCCCUGAUAGCUCAAGGUUGGGGAGAGAUACCCACCUCCCACACAAAAUCAGAGAGCUCGUGGGGGGAGGCUUCACCCGCUCCGGUCAGCGUCGACAAUGGGACGUCAGCCUGGGGCAAAUCCACCGGGAGCUGCGGGGGCUGGGGAGACAGCAACCCGGACAGCUACGGCAGGGGCAACCCGACGAUGGCAUCUGCAUCUUGCAAACCUGCCCCUAAACCUAUGCAAGACGGAUGGGGAGGUGGAGUUGAAGAGCUGAACCUGUCGGGGGGUCAGUGGGAUGCUGAGGAGGGAGACAUGUGGAACAACGCUGCCUCCCAGGAGAGCAACUCCUCCUGUAACUCGUGGGGCAAUGCAUCUAAGAAGGGCCCACAGAAGCUCUCCCAGGGAAAGGUCCCGGGGAAGCAAGAAGACGCCUGGAUCAUGAAUCGUCUCAUCAAACAGCUGACAGACAUGGGCUUCCCUAGGGAUCCAGCAGAGGAGGCUCUGAAGAGCAACAACAUGAGCCUGGACCAGGCCAUGAGUGCCCUGCUGGAGAAGAAGACAGAGCUGGACAAGCGAGGGAUGGGGAUAGCUGGCCACGACUACAACAACGGGCUCAUCAACAAGCCUAUGAGCUGCCCUCGGCCUCCGCUUCUUUCCAAAGACCCUUCAACAGACCCCCGCUUGCCCUUCAUGGAUAAGCAGAUGCAGAGUGGAAUGUUUGCCGGCGCUGGAGCAGCACAAGCCCGGGCAAUGCAGCAGCCGCAGCCGCCUCCUCAGCCGCCAGUGCCGCCUCUCAGUUCCUCUCAGCCUAGUCUACGUGCUCAAGUGCCUCAGUUUCUCUCCCCUCAGGUUCAAGCACAGCUCUUACAGUUUGCAGCAAAAAACAUUGGUCUGAAUCCUGCACUUUUAACCUCACCAAUAAACCCUCAACAUAUGACCCUUCUGAAUCAACUUUACCAGCUGCAACUGGCAUACCAGCGUUUACAAAUUCAGCAGCAGAUGUUGCAGGCGCAGCGCAACGUUUCCGGCCCCAUUCGACAACAAGAGCAGCAAGUUGCACGUACAAUCAAUAACAUGCAGCAGCAGAUCCAACAGCACCAGCGUCAGCUGGCCCAGGCCCUGCUGAUGAAGCAGCAGCAACAGCAGCCGCCCCCCUCCCACUCGGGCCUGCAUCCUGGUGGGGCCAAAUCCACCCUGGAUUCAUUUCCAGGUCACCCCCAGGCUCCAGGCCUCCCUGACCUGCAGACCAAAGAGCCGCAGUCAUCGCCCAACACCUACAGCCCCUACUCUCUCUCUGGACUGAAUCCAAACAUGAAUGUAAACUGCAUGGAGGUGGGUGGUCUAUCUAUGAAGGAACCCCCACAGCCUCAAUCGCGCCUGUCGCAGUGGACACAUCCCAACUCCAUCGAAAGCCUCUCUGGAAGCUCCUCUCCUCUAGAGCCCAACAUGGGCAAGCAUGGUGCCAACCUGGGCCCCCCUGGUAAGCCCCCUCAGCUGGAGGACUCUUACAGCCCCUACAACCUGAUGUCCAGCUCAGAGUCUCCUACCAGCCCCCUGGUCCCCCCAGACAGCUGGGGACAGGGCAAGAGCAGCAGUGACAAGAUGGCCAACGGGACCAAUAUCAACUGGCCACCAGAGUUCUGCCCCGGUGUGCCCUGGAAGGGCCUCCAGAAUAUUGACCCUGAAACUGACCCCAACGUGACCCCCGGCAGUGUCCCAAGCGGGCCCACCAUCAACACCAACAUCCAAGAUGUCAACCGCUACCUGCUGCGGGACAGGAGUGGAGGUAAACUGUCGGAGAUGAAAUCUACUUGGUCUCCAGGCCCCAUUUCUCACAGCCAGGCCUCUCUGUCCCACGAGCUGUGGAAGGUCCCCCAGGGUCCCCGGAGCAGCACCACGGCCCCUUCCCGACCCCCACCCGGCCUCACCAACACCAAGCCUUCAACAUGGGGGGGUAACUCCCUGGGUCUGGCCCAAGGCUGGAGCAGCUCUUACACCACAGGUACCACGUGGAGCACAGACAGUUCCACCAGGACCAGUAGCUGGCUGGUUCUGAGGAACCUCACUCCACAGAUUGAUGGUUCGACUCUGCGUACACUGUGCAUGCAACACGGCCCCCUCAUCACAUUCCACCUCAAUCUGACGCAGGGCAACGCUGUGGUGCGCUACAGCUCCAAGGAUGAAGCUGCCAAGGCUCAGAAGUCCCUGCACAUGUGUGUGCUCGGGAACACCACCAUCCUGGCAGAGUUUGCUGGGGAAGAGGAAGUGAACCGUUUCUUUGCACAGGGCCAGUCACUUGGUGGUACAACCAGCUGGCAGGCCACUCCAGGCACCAAUCAGACAAGGAUGGGUGGAGCCGGGUCUGGAGCCUCCCACCCCAUCGGUCACUCCCCACACUGGAACAACAACAACAAUGGCAGCAGCAGCAAUAGCAGCGGCCUGGGAGCAGGCGGAGCGAAGGCAGGCGGUGAGUUGCUGUGGGGUGGUGUGCAACAGUAUUCUAGCCUGUGGGGACCCCCGAGUGGAGAGGAGGGACGGGUCAUGGGGAGUCCCACCCCAAUCAAUACGCUGCUGCCUGGGGACCUGCUGAGUGGGGAGUCCAUGUAGGACUAAUAAAGCCCAGGCUUAACAAACACCCAACAGCAGCAAAAAUCUUGCAAAUCAUUGUGGAGAUAAUCAGUGUGGCUGUAACGGUGAAAAGGAGAGACGAGAGGAGGGCGAGGCUACAUCCUCGCUGCUCACCCUCGCCAACCUCCUCGGCUCCUUUUUGUUUUUGAUGACAUUUCAGUUGCAGUUUUGUGAAUCUCAGUGAGAGAUUUUGGUCACAGUGUUCAGCUUUUACUUUUGGAGACACAGGAAGGCGUCUUUCAUUCAACAAAGAAAGAGAACUUUUUACAGAACUUUUGGGAACUCGCCGUGUGAAACAUGUCCUUCAAACUGACUUGACGACGAGAUCUUUAAACGAAUCCCUCUCUGCCUUUUCGGGCAAUCAUACUGCACCUCAGAGAUCCAUGAAAAGGCAUCAUUCCCAAAGGAAAAAACCCUUUCAAUCAGAGUGGUUGUUGAACUUUCAGCUGGUCCAGACUCAACAUUUGUUUCUCUCAGCACUAAUAUUAGCCUUAACCUCUUUCCUGCCCUGCUAUCCUCACUCACUCUGUACUUGGUGAAGAAGCAUACGGACACUUGCACACCCUUAUUUCUGAGCCAGUGAAACCCGAGUGGAGAGUACAAUGCUGCUGCGGCUCGACGUAAGCAACCACAGCUCACAACUUCAGUGCAUUUUUGCAAGCAGAUUAAGUUCCCCACACAACGCUCAAAGGGAAUGAUGCAACUCUGUUCGCCGUGUUCAAGCCAUUUAUUUUUGUAGUGUUUUUUUCUUCUUCUUCUUAAACCAUUGCAAAACAAAGCUAAGAAACGAUAUUAUUCAAAUGUGUCUGUCAAUCUUACCCGGUGGGGGGAGAGAUUUUGGGGGGGGUCGUCGCAUGUACAGUAACGGACGACGAAAUGCGAAAUGAACCACUGCUAUUACUAUGGAACUGUAAAGACAAACACUUCAAUGCACCUCAAAUCGUCUGCGGGCAACUCGCAGUUUGGUCUCAGUCUCGGACCCUCUCACUGAUGUUGUGGAAAACCUCAAGUCGUAAAUGUUUCCUACCGGUGUGUGUUUCCCACCAUUUCAAGUGACGUGCAAUAUAAGCCACAGACUACCGUCCACCCCACCACCACCACCUCUCGCGGAAAGAGAGGAGACUGUAAGGAAUGAUUGAACUGCAAAAACGCUAUCUUCCCUGCACCCACCCCCCCAUCACCCCCCAUCCUAAAACUGCCACUACUACCCUUCAUCUCCCCUUCAAGAGUGUGUGAGCUCAGGAGAGAAGCAAGCUGGUCUUCAACCACCUUUUUGUCCCAAGAUACAAGGACGUACACACAAAGCACUUCUUCAGCCAGCCUACUCUCCACACUUAUGCCAGUGACGAGUUUCGGGGGAGACGGAGGGACAGGUGUGUGUGUUUCUGUGUGUGUGUGUGUGUCUGUGUGUGUGUGUGUGUGUGCGUGCGUGUGCGUGCGCGCUUGGGGAGAAGGCAUCAAACCAAAACGAGAGGAGCCUGUUUUCCUUUUUUACCCUGAAGACCAGUUUUUUUUUUCCUUUUUUGCCCAAAUUUGCAUCGGUAGGAGGUCUGAGCAAAGAUUUGUGAAUAGGUGGUCUAUCAUAGCACUUAGCAAGAGCGUCGCAGCUCGUUAUACCCUUAAUGCCAACGAAUAGAAGACAGGAGAAGCAACACUGGCAAAUAAAAACUGAAAAAAAGGACAAAAAAGCAAUCUGCUUAGUGGCUUCUCUAUAUACUUAUUUUUUAACUUAAUGUGGAUGUGAAGAUUUUUUUUUUUUCUUUUUCAAUCCUUCUUCCCUCAAGUCGGUGGGACCAGGAAGGAUGUCAAACAUGGUAGCAAAGUGAAGGGAAAUACAAAGAAAGAACUAACUCAACUGAUGAUGGGUGCGGCAGGGAACGACCCCAAAGCACUCACCCUCUUUAUCAAAGUAAAUAUCACUGUUACAUUGCAUACUUUGAAAUCUUUAGCCUUGGUGUCUGGAAAAAAAAAACACAAAAAAAAAAAACGCUCGGCGUGUUUAUGUUCUACUGGAUCCAGCAGGGAGGAUCGCCAUCUUCUUCGUCCUUUUUCUUUUUCUUUCUGUUGGCCCUGCCAGCCUGUGUGAUAGUGUGGCCACUGAGUGCCUGCCUGCUGCGGAGUGCAGUGCUCUGCAGCAGCCCUCACCUCCCUCUUCGCUCGCCGCCUCCCUGCGGAUCCCUACAGACUGGUUUCCCUCCUCUUCCCCCUGGCCUCCAGGCCAAGAGCAGCUCUUUCAGAACUGGCCCACCUGUAUUAAAUUUACUACUACUGCUGCGCCAGAGUCUGUCCUCAGCAACCUCCAACUCUCUCUUUGUCUCUUCUGCAAGGAUCACUUUAGCCAGAGACGGAGGCGUUUGACGUGUUUUAUUUUUUUCUCGGUUUCUUAUGGAAUUGCCAGUGUGCAUUUUUAUUUGAUUGUUGUCAUGAAGUUUGCUGAUAUUGUUGCUGUUAUCAUUGAUGAUAUAGAUAAUGAUUGUUUUCUGAUGAUGAUUUCAUGGCUUUUUAAUAUUGGUCUUUAUGCAGUGUUCAGCUUCUCUCCUGCCCCUCCCACUGCCUCCGAGGCAGAAGCAGUGUGUAGUGUAGAGGCAAGGCCGCGCGACCACACUGUGGAUCUCAGUAGAAAAAAAGGCCCGAGUUUUUUGCGUUGUUGGAGUCAGAUAGAGGGUAUGACGAGUCAAAUCAAGCAGGAAGAAAGGUUGUGUAGUGAAAAGGUUCUCCAGGAUAGUGAGCCAACUCCUUCUGUCCAUCCUGGGGCACCUCCGCUCUACGUUGUCUCAUAACACACACAUCCUUUAGUGGUGAUGGGCCUCACUCACACUGGUGCUUUAUGUUUAACUCUGGGAGCACUCAGUUAACACUUAGAACCACCUCAACUGAUAACAGCCUUCCAUUUCUAUGCAAAGACAAGGAGGUGUUUGUUCACAGCCAUCUAGAAAAUCACAGCCAUCCCCCCCUCCACAUCUGCCAAUCUUCACUUUUAUCUCUCAACCUUUACUACCAGGCAGCUUCCCUUGAAACCUCCAGCUGGAUUAAAUGUAAGGGACACUGACAGAGCCUCACUUCAAGAUUUUAGUCUCCCACUGUGUGGACAGAGCUAUUAGAUGACACUAAAUGACCUGCUGGAGGCACUAGUGGUUGGCAGAGUUCUUCGGUCUUGUGCCAACUGAUCUGCAAAUAUCUACUUCCACCUUGCCAUAUCCUAAUUUAUCUUAUGCGUGAUGAGACUUAUUUUAUUGCUGCAGGGGCGUACACCACGUGCUCCGGCUGUAGGAGGCUUGAGGAGUAGAAGGGCAGGACAGAUUUACGGUUUUCACCAACAGUGGGCUGGGAAUUGUAGUGGAGAAGCAGGCUACGGCAGGAGGGGGGGUGGUCCCUGUAUGUUUCUGUGCACUGUUUAUGGGUCACAUCGGGUACAUCUCUUUAAAAACCAAAAACAUCUUUUUCUUUAUCAUCAAGGUUUUUUUUUUUGUUCUGGGGUUUUUUGCAAAAACUAGAAACUAAAAAAAAGAGUCUGUUUCAGCUGUGCACUCCGAGGCUGAGAUGUUCUGUGUCUCUGCAAGCUGCCGCCUUCUCGCCCCGUCAUUUAGGGGAAGCUGUAUCCGGGGGGUUCAUGUUUUUGGACCUCCAACCUGAGGGUCGCGCCAGCAUCAAAACAACAGGUCAUUUCUGCUCAUCUGUCUUUGGGGUCAGGGUCCUAGCAGGGACCUGACGUAUCAGCAGAAACAGGGACACAAACCUCAAGUUUGGUACCAAGUCUUAAAACUUUUGGGAUUUGCCCUCUUCCAGAGUCGCGUCAGACUCGCAUCAUUCAACAAAACAAUCACUAUUGCCUGUGUCGUCUGUUUGUGUGUUUGUUUGUUCCUGAAAACCUGCAUUUACUCCACACUGGACUUGAAUCAAGUAACUGGCGUCAGAAGUGGGGAGUGGAACGGAGUGGGAGGACGGGUCACUGGGAUGGAGGACGAGUCUCAGAUGUGCACCUGGAUUUUUUUUUAAAUUUUUUUUUUUUUUUUUUUGGCGCAGCACCAGCACUGAGAGCCCCGCCCUCCUCCCACACCCCUCGCCUGCACUCUUCUCUUUCUGUCUAGUGUCGGAAACCAGAUGUUUUCCCUUUUUUUUUUCUUUAAAAGUCACAUAAACUUAAAGGCAACUGGAGCUCAAGCGAAAAAUGCUUCUCAAUCAUGGAUCAGACAAGGGUCUGGAGCAUGGGCCCCAAAAAAGAGCUGAAUUAGCAAAUCGCUCUUAAAAAAGAAAAAAAAAAAAGGCCUGGGUUGAAUAUGCACAUUCUAGUUCAUAUACAAUACACAACCAAGAGUACAUAAUGGGUGUAUGUGUGUAUGACUAGAUCUCUCUGUUUUCCACUUCGCCUAAGCCCCCCUAAACCCCGCCCUGGCUUUGGCCCUUACCCUGUGUAUCCUCCUCGACAUUAUAUUUCCCAGAAGACAAGAUCAUAAACAUAUCAGAGUAAUACAAAAUAAUGAAAACAAAUACUUGAAUCAAAAGAAGCGCCAAUAAUGUAAUGUGAACACUUUUUGUAGUGGUUUUUUGUCUCAUUCAUACACUUCAGAGAUUUUUGAUAGCAUCGGUUCAGAGUGAAUCAAAUUUGAAAUGUUGAAAACAAAGAUCGAUAUAAAGGCAAAUUUACAUCUGUUGUAUUUGAGUGUUUGCACAAGGCUGCUUGUACUGUAUGUUGUUUGAAUGAAUGUUUUAGUGCGUGAGGUGAAAAUAUGAGAGCUCGUGAUUACAGCGGAGGAAUUUCCGCCUCGUGUUUUCUUUUUCGAUUCAGUAUACUUUUGUUGUUUAUUUGUUUAAUUUUUUUUUUUUUUUUUUUUGGCUUGUCAAAAAUAUAUUCUGAUGUUAAUUGUUACUAGCCUCUAGCGUUGCACUGAGUGUCGGCCUCACCCCUCAUCCAGCUAAACGAACAACAUGAUACAAGUACUGAGGGGAGACGGGGACAGUUCAUGUGUAAAUGUUUACUCAAGGACUAAAAAUAAGUGUGUUUUUAAAAUGUAAUGUUUAUCUACCUUAGUGGCUUUCAUUGUGGAAUAAUCCAAGAAAGUAUGGAUCAUAAUUGAGUAUUGCACCAUUUUUCGGACUAUAAACCUGAAAAAAAAACAAGAAAACUGAAAAAAAAUCACAUAUGUAUAAAAAAUGCAGCAAAAAAAGUAUUUUGCAGACCUGUGGCCAUAGAUUGGGGUAGAAGGACUUCAGCUCUCCCAAAUCUGAGCAACAGAGAGAGUGAAGGACAAGACAUCAGACUGAGCCUUGGCUUCUAGGGCUCACUUCAGAGGUGCCUACCUUUUUGGUUUGUUAGCUUUCGUUCUGUUUUCACUUAUGUUCGAUUCACUCAUGUUGUCAUUUGUUUUCCUGCAAGGCCACUGACGGUUUACAAACACUUUGUUUUUUUCUGGAGUUCGAAAAAAAAAAAAAUCAGCAACACAAAGGAAUUAAACUAUGGGAAUGUUGAAAAGAAAAAAAAAGAAAAAAGGACAAAUGCUUCCAUUUUUCAGAAAAAGUGCAACACUUCAAAGAAUGAAGAUUUCUUGUGCUACUUUAAGAACUCUGGGAUUGAACAGUGUUGUCUUGUUCUGUUUAACCUUCUUUGUUCUGUGUUAAUUUCAUGGACUAUCUGAAGCCUGUAUGUUUUAUGUUGAUCAUAUAUAUUUUUCCUUUAUAAAAAAAAAAAAGAAAAAAAAGAAAAGAAAAAAAAGACAUAAUUGCUCACUAUCUUGCACACACACGAAAAAGUGGAUCUUGUCUCAGGAAGGCCAGGGUUCCAGAGUACCAACUCCACGCCAUUUUAAUGUACAUUUUUAUGAUGAGUAAAAAAAAAAAAAAAAGAAAAAAGAAAAAAAAAGGAUGAUUUAAAAGAAACAAUUCUAAGCACUGAAAGUUAUGGAUUUCAGAAGAAGAGAAAAUACCUUUUGUUUCUAAAUCCGUAGCAGUUACAUAAUAACCAAAUAAUGGACUUUAAAUGAAAAUGGAGUGCUUUAUAUAUAAAUCUAUAUAUUAAAAUUGCUUUACAUUUAAAAACGAAAAAAGGUCAAUGAUUUUGAUUGUUAAAAAAAGAAAGACAGUGAAUAACAUGCAAAAUGCUGUAUGUUGAAAUCUUUAUUGUGUUUUCUUAAUGAGGUCCCGUCCUGACUGAAUCAGGAACAUUGUGCAUUACUCUUUCUUUCCUCUUUCUCUCUCAUUCUCCCACAGCGGGUAUUAUUAAUAGAUGAAUCAGACUUUUGUGGAACAUUUUUCACAUUUUGGAGGAUGUUUGUAAAACAUGAGCUGGUUGUAAAGGAUCAUGAAACUAUGCACAAGUGUUUGGGGGGAGGGGGUGGAAGACGGGGAUUUUAUGGCCUACUUCUAAGUGGCUGACUUAUUGCAGGGGUUUUUGGGAUCCAAUGUGUUUUUGUUUUUAUUUUUAAGGGGGUGAGGGAGGGUGGAGAGGUGAGCCCUCCGCCUCCAGCUUCCUUCGCCAUGCUGUGUAUUCCUAAAACCAAUGAGCGUCUCACUCUUUAGCACUGUGGGAUUCUAGCCUGUCACCCUCAAGGGUCUUUUUCUCUU